AUGUACCGAACUAUCUGGAUGAAGUCUGCUGACGCUACUACUUCUACUUAUGAACCUAUUCCAUCUGUACCUUCUAAGGCAGUUUUGCUGAUUUUUCCACCUUUGUUUCAUAAGGGUAGUUUGAUAUUGAAAGAUUUGUUAAAGUCUAAGUAUUCUAUCAUCGAGAAAAUUACUUUGGAAUCAUCAAGCCAGGAUGUUAUAAGUUGGAACACCUGGAAUGUUAUCGACAAUGGCAAAUACUUACCUCUUAAACUAGAACCUAGUAAAGAUAUUAUUGCGGCUUUGAUACAACGAGAUGGUGUUUACGAAGAUUUGCAUUCGCUGGUUGAGCAAUAUUGUCAUGGAAGCUGUUCAUAUCCUGGUAUGUACUUCUCACCAAAUUCUGUUAUGGCUUUCAGAGAUAUCUCGCAUUUUUUCCCUAGAUACAGAGACGAAAGAGAUUAUUUGAAGAAUUCAAAGGAGUAUCUGGAAGUUCAAGUUUUUCCUGCUCUUAACAAAGCUCUAACUGAGUUAGCCGUACACCGACCAUCUGAUCCAAUUAAAUGGUUAGCCGAUCGCUUGAAUGAGUAA
Messenger RNA from Auanema sp. JU1783, 570 nucleotides. The record is from the annotation of a GenBank genome assembly. Lineage: Eukaryota; Metazoa; Nematoda; Chromadorea; Rhabditida; Rhabditidae.